CCUCUCCUGUGGCUCACUUUUGACCAAUCGCGUUUCUCUCCUGAGGUAAACUUUUUAACCAAUCACCGGCAGCUAUUAUUAUCAUCUUUGAGUUAGCGAUAGGUAAGUCUUGUUUACUUCGUUAUUAAAUUUCGGUCAUUAUUUGUUAAUAUAAUGUGUAUAUGUUUGGAAAAUUAAACUUGCCUAUAUAGCUGUCUAGCAUGUAUUGGACAUGUUUUCUUCUGUGCAGUUUAACACGGUGGUUAAGUUCACGUUAGUUUAACGUUUGCAAAUGUCAUGACAUUCAUUAGACAUUCGGCUUCAUACUCAUUAAAGUUUAACUCUCGGUUUUCAGUCCAAAACAAUAAGAGAUAACUGUGGUUUUAUAAAUGAUAUGUAACAAUAUCCUCAUGACAGGAGGAUGAAAGAUAAACGUUCCUAAAAUAUCCAUUUCAUAGCGCAAGGACCCUUUUGGGGUAAUAUGUCUUUUAUGUGCUAUGAAAGGAUAUUAUUAGGAAAAAAUUGUCAUCCUUCUGCCAUUGGGUCGUAUUGAUAAAUUAUUUAAUUGAUUAAAUAAAAACAGCAAAUGCUAGAGUCAAACGAAUUAUUAUUAUUUAAAUGAAUAUCAAAUAUAAAAUCAACUUUACUGCAGUAACGUACGUCAGAUAUGCAUAAACACAUAAACUACAAUACUGUUUGGCCUAAAGGUAUCAAACCAACUUUAAAUUACUUAGUAUUAUUCUCUAUCAUGCACAAGGCUUGUUUUUUAGAUUCUUCUAGGCCCCUAGAAUGGUGAUGUUUACAGCUUUGGAAAUAGAAGUAAAUUUCAGACUUAAUAUUUCACUUAUAUUGACAUAUUUUAUAUACGGUAUCCGAGAUUCCUUCCCCUUUAGAAAACUCAUCAGCAAGCCAGUUUAUGGUCAUAGCCAUAUUUAUUACCACAGUAAUAUGGUUUACAUGUAGCUUAUUAAAUUACCAUUACACACUUAACGUCAGAUUGCUAGAGGUAAUAGUCUCUUCCUAAUUUUCAUUUCAGAAAAUGUAUGCGUAUCCUGUUUUUCAACGGCAAUCGGCAACAUCAAGCCGACUCCUCAUGGCACCAUCAGCAGAGGCAAAGCGCCUAGAAAAGCUUGAGUCCGGAAGGGCCAAAAGCAAAGAGGAGGUGCUGGCAGAGGCUAGAGCUUUUGUCAGCACAAAUGGUGGAGACCCCAGUGACCAGUUUUUAGUUCUCGCUCACUGCAAACUUCAGUUUGGGAAGUACCAGGGCCAGCGAUUUAGAUGGCUCCUGGAAAACUCUCUGGGGUAUGCAGUGUAUUUGGUGCUUAGCAGUUCCAGUGAGAAAGCCCAUCCAAACCCGCUGUCAGAAAACAAACAGCUGUACCUGCAGUAUACUUCUCUUAUAAGAGAGAUGGCAGAAGAAGUGGAGAAGUAUAAGAGAAAGCAGGAAAUGCAAGCAGAAGCCCAUGCAACUGGAGACCAAGGCUGCUUGAUGGUGGAGUUUGGUGACUUCCAGGGCCGGUCCAUGAAGGAUGUUUAUGAGGACCAGAGCAAGCAGGCCCAAGCCCUCAUCAGGUACCUGAUAAAGGCAAAUCCCAACCCCAACACCAACAUGGCCAUUUUCAAGACGUAUGUCUUGAAAAGACAGGCUUCUGCUGUGGGCACCCGUGUAUGCCAGCCUGCACCUCAAGUUGCAUCCUCCAGUGCCUCUGCACCUCCACCUGCAACCUCCAGUUCCUCUGUACAUCCACGUGCAACCUCCAGUGCCUCUGCACCUCCACCUGCAACCCCCAGUUCUUCUGUACCUCCACCUGCAACCUCCAGUGCCUCUGUACGUCCACGUGCAACCUCCAGUGUCUCUGCACCUUCACCCGCAGCCAUCAAAACUGGUGUACACCAGAGCGCCACUGUGAAAGCACUGUUGACGCGUGGCAAACAUUUGUCUCCUUCACACCUGGCGAGAAAACUCAUGUCACCAGUGAAACACUAUCCAUUGCUGCAGUCCACUUUACCUCCUCCAGCAGCAGAACCCCCAGUCACACAUUUGACCCGAAGGCAGCUUUUCACUACUGGCACUUCCGUUUCCACUGCUGAAGAUGAUGAUGAUGAGGAACUGGUAUUUGCUGCAUCACAAUGUGAAGCACAGCUAAAUACAGAAUUAUGUCAGAUCUUGCCUCAAGCUGGAUGUAUGCUUUGA
Misgurnus anguillicaudatus (oriental weatherfish) is the source of this 2173-nucleotide messenger RNA. The record is from RefSeq and is a predicted model, not a curated record. Lineage: Eukaryota; Metazoa; Chordata; Actinopteri; Cypriniformes; Cobitidae.